Messenger RNA from Boleophthalmus pectinirostris (great blue-spotted mudskipper), 1370 nucleotides. RefSeq lists its product as uncharacterized. Bases 1 to 1038 code for a protein of 345 amino acids. NCBI's taxonomy places the organism in Eukaryota, Metazoa, Chordata, Actinopteri, Gobiiformes, Gobiidae. The record is from RefSeq and is a predicted model, not a curated record. Gene Ontology annotation, biological process: response to bacterium. The transcript is spliced from 5 exons.
AUGAGGAAGAUGACACCUUUACAAUCUGUUUUUGUCCAGUGUCUGCUGUUGGCUUCUGUGGUUCAGAUGAAUGGUCUACAUGAGGAGGGUACUUUCCUCUCAGCAUCUUUUGGAGAGAACAUUACAUUACGUUGUGCUUCAACUGAUGAUGUCCAGGUCGGAGCUAAACUUUACUGGUUCAGGCAAAAAUUGGGCAUGAAACCAGAGCUCAUCUCUUCAUACUUUAAGUAUGACCAAAAGAGUGAAUUUUAUGGAGAAUUUUUCAGGAGCAAUCGUUUCCAGCUGGAUUAUGACAAUAACAAAAAUGACUUGCAUAUCAAGAAUGUAAACAUCUCUGAUUCUGCUGUUUAUCACUGUGUACAAUGCUUGUUACACCAAAGUGAGUUCCUGGAAAGUGUCACUGUGAUUGUGAAGAGUUUGAAACCUACAGUUGAAGUCCAUCAGUCUCCACAUGAGGAAACAGAAGCAGGACAUUCUGUGGUUCUAAACUGUAGUGUCCAGACUGAGAGGUGUGAAGGACAGCACAGGGUUCACUGGUUCAAACAGUCUGAAGAGUCUGCAGCAGGAGUCCUGUACAGUCAUGGAGGAGGUCAUGUGGGUGAUGGGUGCAAGAACAAUGGAAAAAGUCCAACCAACUCCUGUGUGUACAGCCUCCCCAUACACAAUGUGAACUCAGAGCAGACUGGGACCUACUACUGCGCUGUGGCCGCCUGUGGACAAGUCCUGUUUGGGAACGGGACCAGGAUUGUAAUAAAAAAUGGAGAACACAGUAUAAUUAUUUACCUCUUGAGUGGAGCCUUGGCAGUCUCCUCAGUCUUGGUGAUGUUUUUGGUUUUCUCACUGUGCAGAGCCAAAAGGAAAUACAACAUUCUGUCCACAGAACUCAAAUGUCAAUCCAGAAUACUGGCUACGAAUGAAGGGGAGCAGGACGUGCACUCCCUCCAUUACGCUGCUCUGAGCGUCCAGCCUUCGUCCAGAAAACAGAGAGUCACCGCUCACACUGACUGUGUGUACUCCAGAGUUCAUACACAGGACUAAACAAGCACAUGGCUGCACCUCGACUGUUUUUGAUGUGUGCGUUUGUGCUUUGUGACUUGCUGCUUCCCUUUAAGAGGGGCUGUGAUGCUGAUUCAGAUUUUUUGGAGCUUUCUAACAUGUGUGCUGUAGUUGGGCAAUGAGUGUUGAGGAUGAGAAGAGUUCUGAAACUUCCACUGAUCAUAUGUGCAAGUGUGAACCAAAUCAAUGUGCCAACGAUACACAACACGAACAAUUUGAAAUGUGGAAAUGUGGAGUGUGAUGUUUUUAAAUGAAAGAGGGAGUGCAUGGUUUGAAUGUAAAUGGCGGAUACUGGGAUGUGCUUAGUCAAGCUU